AUAAGUAUAGAUUUAACUGCGUUCUGUCUAUUGUUUGUUUAACUUAACGAUCACCAUGGGGAAGUCGUAUAAUAACUACAUGUGUAAGAAGGAUUUCCAUCCUUCAUCAAGAGACAACAUUAAGAGGGUGUGGAUGAGACAACAGAAGCUGGAGCAUGAUCAGAAGAGGCAGGAAGAGAUGAUGGAGCAAUAUAGAAAGGAGCAAGAUAUGCAUGAGACAAGAGUUCUUAUGGGGGAUAGUAAAGCAAAGGUCGGACUUAGUUUCAUGUACGAUGCACCUCCUGGGUUAAAAGCUAAAGAAAAGGAAGAAGGUGAAAAGGAUUACAAGUUUGAAUGGCAGAGAAAUGCACCAAGAGAAUCAUGGAUGAAAGGAGAUAAAGCAUCACUACAGGAUCAGCCUUUUGGAGUUUGCGUUCGAAAUGUGAGGUGCAUUAAAUGCCAUCAAUGGGGUCAUAUUAACACUGACAGAGACUGCCCGCUGUAUAAUAAAACCUCUUCUUUUGAUCCAAGUGUGAGUGUCAAAACUAGCAACCAUAAGGGUGAGACAUCUGACACACUUUCGCUCAAGCCUCAUGUUAUGAAAGCAAAGGUGAAUGAAAAAUUGGCGAAUCAACAAAUUAUUAAAGAUGAGAGCGAAGAUUCUGAAGUUGCUUUCCUAAAGAAUCUUACCGAUAAACAGAAGAAAAAACUUCUACGACGUUUGAACAGACUGGAUGAUGAUGGCAAGAAAAAAAGUAAAAGUGAUAAGUCAAAAAAGAAGAAACAUAAGAAAAGAAAAGAUUAAAAGAACGAGUUAAACAAAACAGUGUCAAUAAUGAUGUGACAGACUUUCAAACAAAAUCAAACGCUUCAGUGUCUAGAUAAUAUUUUAGUUACCACAACUGAUAUAGAAAACCUAAGUGAUAGUACAAGGAAUACUGCUUUCACGAGCAGUAGAGGUGUAAAAAGUUGCUUUUUAACCAAAUAUUAAGUUGUGAUUUGAUUUUAUAAAAAUUACAAAUAGUAUAGCAUCCAGAAAAAAAAGAAAAAUUUACUACUGAUUUUUAAUGUAAAAAUGUACAAUCCCAUGCCCAGUAUAUUAUGAUAAUGUGUGAAAGUUAAAACUUGUGUAGGAUACUUGGUGGUAAUAUUCAAUACAGACACUAAUAUUGAUUUCCAAUACUUUGGUCGAUCUUCUGUUACGAAAGUUAUUAGUAUCUGUCAUGUUAGAAGUGGCUUUAAAGCAGUUUUACUUUUUAUAAUUAGUCUUUGCCUGUUUUUUUUUAUAUGGUACAUGAAUAAUUUAUGUAUUUGUGAAACAGGGACAUGAUAUUUUGAAAGGAUAAAAUUCGAUCAGUUUUUGUUUUGUUUUUAAUGUGUAAAGCGCCAUGUCUGGUCGUAUUAAAUAAGCUUAAAAUCUUUUUGUUUUUGUUAAUUAUUGGCAGUAGUCAGUAACACUUUACUUCGUUUUAUUGAAACACUUGUCCGUUUAAAAACUAUUAAAUUAAACAUUAUGUUUUUCAUGUAGA
Ciona intestinalis (vase tunicate) is the source of this 1508-nucleotide messenger RNA. The record is from RefSeq. Lineage: Eukaryota; Metazoa; Chordata; Ascidiacea; Phlebobranchia; Cionidae.